AUGCCGGGCCCCGGCCCCGGCCCGCCGCCGCCUCCUCCCGGGAGCAGCACGGCCGGGGCCCGGGGGCGGCUCGGCGCGCGGGCGGCGCGCAGGCGGCGCGGAGGAGGCGGUGUCUGGGGUCACCGGCGGCGGCGGUGGGGCCGGUCAGCACGCGGGCGGACUGGGCUCCUCGGCGGGCGGCCGCGUGCCGAGCCGGCGGCCGCCGUGCGGAUCCAUAGUCUGCGGAGACAAGCAGAGGAGACUAGCCCUAAAAGGACCAAGCCCCCAUCCCGCAAUGCCGAGCUUGGACCCCGGGCCAGCUCCCCGAGCCCCAGGGGCUCUACGUCCGCGGGCGGCGUCACCUGGGCCGCCACGCCGCAGUGCCCGGCCGGACGGCCGGGAGCCGGGAGCUUCCUAGCGAGGCUCAAACAAUCUCCCCUCCCCCCGGUGAAAUUCGCCCAGGAUCUUCCUCUGCGGAUUGGGGGUUUGGUGAGGGCCUCUUUGAGAAUCAGAAAUUGUUCUUCCUCAACGCCCCAAAUCGGCCACGGAAUUUCUCCCUUCGGCGCCUGCCCCGGCUCGCUCGCUGAGCCAAGGCCGUUCUCCGCACGGCCCGGGGACGUGGGGUUUGCGACGCCGGGCUCCGCCGUAGGGCCGCGGACAACUGGCCCGGCCCAGGGCAACCUUCGCCAAUGCCCAGGUCUCAGCGGACCCCUGGCCUCCGUCGUCCACCUCCACCUCUCGGCUGAGCCACUUGUAAUGUCCCCCACCUCCCUUCUCUUCCACCCCGACGCGGAGAGUCCACUCGGAGGCGAAAUUGGGGACAAUUUCAGACGCUGAGUGUGAAACGACGAAGCAAGCAACAUAAACUGAACAGCUGUGCGCCCGCGUGGACCUCUUGCAUUUUGCACAUUUCUCAUUUCCUCAAUCUGCAUUGUUUUAACGUUUCAUACCACUUCGAACAAAAGGGAGAUGAGAUGGGCAGGCUCAAUAUUCUUAACAGUGAACUUUGCAGAAAGUCUUCGCAUUUUUUUUUAGUCGUCCCACCGUGACAACAAAGCGAUUAAGAUGUUUUCCAUUUUGUGAAUACCAUUUUAAAU
This is a messenger RNA of Bubalus bubalis (water buffalo), 1076 nucleotides long. RefSeq names its product translation initiation factor IF-2. The record is from RefSeq and is a predicted model, not a curated record. The transcript is spliced from 2 exons. The coding region runs from base 1 to 816 and encodes 271 amino acids. Lineage: Eukaryota; Metazoa; Chordata; Mammalia; Artiodactyla; Bovidae.